AUUUUACGGGAAUUUUUGGAUUUAGGGGUCAUACUGUCAAAUACUGGUGUUUAAAGAAUGGUGAAAAAAGGCAUCCUGAGAGAUUAUCAAUCGAUUGGGGCUUUAAAUGAAAGCUCGGAGUUACUUUUGAAGACUCUAGGGGAUAUAUACAACGCAACUAACUUCAUGGAGGAAGAAUCGAUUAGACUAGUUCAAUAUGAGACUGAAAUGCGAUGUCUGCUUGAUGAAAGGUCGUUUAUCCUCAGCCAACUACAGAAUGUUGAGCAAGAUAUAUCUACGCUGGGAGCAAUAGUGCGUCAGGCUUGGUCUGAUCGAAACAAGAGUGUUUUUUGCAUUCAAAGGCUGUAUGGUGAAUAUAAUCAGCUUUUAAAUAACAUAAACAAACACAGAGAAGACUUUGAUUUAGCACCUUUGCAGAGUCUAUACAAAACUCCAAAAGAAGUGUUGGAAAAUCACAAGGACACCGCCAAGGUCAUCUGUAGUGAAACAAAUAGAUCAGAAAACGAAUCAAUUAAAGGAAAUCAAAGUCCAAAGCAGUCGGAGAACAGGUGUGAAGUGGAGUCAAAAAUACGACAAGGUAAAAAAGCAAGUCACAAAAACACAAAGCCACAGCAAAACUCAAGCGUAAAAACAAGCAACGAAAAUUUCAAGGAAAUCCAAUUUUCAAAAAGAGAUCACGGCGACAGUCAGAGACCAUUGCAUCAUUCUAAUGAGAUUCUUGUAGCGGAUAAUUUAAUGCCAUCUACCACAGAAAUUGGAAUUAACAGUGAAGUACUUAAUGAUGACUUUUCUUUUAACGAAGAAAAAAAUAAGCGUGAAGGGGACGUGCACAAUCUUAAUUUUAGCGUUUCACCGUGGCCAAAUAACGAACAUUUCCAGGUUAACUUUUGCAGAUAUACAAGUUUGUCUGAUUGUAAUCUAGACCAUAUCAGUUCAGAAUCUCCAUCAACCUCCCUACAUAAUCAGGUCAAGUCAGUUAGUCUAGAUUUUAGUGAGUCAUUGCUCAAUACAAGCGAAUCUCAGUUGAUUGCACAAUGUCCACCCAUGAAAACAUGUCAAGCGUGUCAACAGUUGAUUCAUCGAAACGCUCCAAUAUGCCCACUAUGUAAAACUAAAAGCAGAUCAAGGAAUCCAAAAAAGCUAAAAUCACGUCCGGUUAUUCAGGUUACAGAUAUGCCAAAUUCAUCAACAGGUGUCUCUUUAGCGUUGCGUCUGACACAUGAUCACAAUGAGUAAAACAAUCAAUUCACCGGUCGGCUAACUGUUCAUCUUACAUAGCGGUUUUACUUUUGAAACUUCAGUUUAUACGUGUAAUAAAAAUCAUAAUCUUUGCC
Molecule: messenger RNA, 1334 nt
Organism: Schistosoma rodhaini
Lineage: Eukaryota; Metazoa; Platyhelminthes; Trematoda; Strigeidida; Schistosomatidae
Source: the annotation of a GenBank genome assembly